UCUUCGCUUCCCGUCGCCGCCACCGGCGGCCCUACUGGCCGCCGGAUUCUUCCUUCUAUCAGUCAUAUCAUGGAUCCGCCCCCCCUUUCGCAAUCGCUAGCUUUGAUAGAUACGAUUCCACAGAUUUUCUUGGAUCCACAAAUAUCGAAUUCGGUCAUCUCACAAGUCCAGAUCCCCUUCCAAGCGCCGGAGCUGGAAACAUUUUUGGCACAACCGGAAAUCAGAGGUUCUCUCUCAGCCUUCAUCGAUAAUCUCAAAAAGUCAAAAGCCGAAAAUGAAGCAGUAAAAAAUUUAGAGGAUGGAGAAAUCACUGAAACAGUUGAGAUAAUUCCAACUGUACACACGCAAAAGCAAGUGAAUGGAAAAAUCGGAAACAACCCCGAACAGAUACACUGUUCCAACAGCAACAGGCAGACGGAGCCUCCUCUUGGGCCGAUAAUGGUAAACAGUAGUGAUAAAAUUGGGAGCAAUGGUCUGUCGUGCUCCUUAAAGUCGGUUCUUCCAUCACCGGAAACUUCCUCGCCGAAGUCGUCACCCACCGCCGCCAAGAUUGCUCUGUUGACUCCUCAACAUCCAAACGGCCCUCAUGAUCAGGUAGGGCUUGUGCAGUCACAAGAUCAAGUUUUGGGCCAAUCCCUCUUUCUGGGCCACAACAAAUACGGGCCCAGUACAGAUCACAAUUUCACUAAUAACUCCCUUAACCCAGGUACAUCUCCUCAACCCAAUUUCAAUCUGCAGCCCAUAAUCUCCUACUCCCCAGCUCUGGGCCUACCCCUUUACGGGCCUGCCAAUCCA
Molecule: messenger RNA, 795 nt
Organism: Striga hermonthica
Lineage: Eukaryota; Viridiplantae; Streptophyta; Magnoliopsida; Lamiales; Orobanchaceae
Source: the annotation of a GenBank genome assembly